Homalodisca vitripennis (glassy-winged sharpshooter) is the source of this 336-nucleotide messenger RNA. RefSeq lists its product as uncharacterized. Lineage: Eukaryota; Metazoa; Arthropoda; Insecta; Hemiptera; Cicadellidae. The coding region runs from base 1 to 336 and encodes 111 amino acids. The transcript has a single exon. The record is from RefSeq and is a predicted model, not a curated record.
AUGGUACUGAGCGGACAUGGGUGCUUUGGCUACUAUAAGAGACGCUUUGCUCUGAGCGACACAGAUGCCUGUGCGUACUGCGGAGAGUGCGACACUACUAUUCAUACUGUGUUUGCAUGUCUACGGUGGAGAUACCAGCGGAAAGGAGUUGAGGAGAAGCUGGGAAGAGCUCUUACAGUGGAGAGUAUGGUGGCACUGAUGGUGGAGAGCGAAGACAACUGGCGCACAGAAGGUGACUACCUGGGAGUGGUAACGAGAAGAAAAGAAGAAGAUGAAAGGCAUGUAAAUGUAAAUUUAAGAGCUGAAAUAAGAAGAGGCCUAAGACAAAGAAGGUAA